AUGGCCAACAGUCUUGGAGAACACGAUGAGCGUGAGACCAGCCACAGGGAACAUGAUUCCAAAGUACUGAAGAACCAGGUUUCAAGGGCAGGAGGCAGGCAGCAGUCAUCCUCAUUUCCUCCCCAGGCCCAAAGCCUGAGAAAACAUAUCACAGGACAAAAGAGGAAGAGGCCUAUAAUGGAUGAGGAAGAGAUAUGGAGGAAGGGGCCCCUGCUGUCCUCUUUCUCUGAGGAGCAGCUGAGUGGUUUUGAGAUACACUGCCAGUCAGCUUUCUGCAGGAGGUGCAUUAAAGGGCUGAUGCAGUUUGUCACUGGUAAUUUUGUGUCUGAGAAUGUAGCCAUCACCAUGGCAGCUAUGGCCACGGUCUUUGUUAGGGGGGUGGUAGAAGCCUUAAAUAUGCACAAAGCCUGGGACAAGAAGGCUCUGCUAUAUACCAAACAUCUGAGAAAAGCUCUCCGGAGGUUAAAGUUGAAAGGUGAAAAUCCCUUCUACAAAGCAUAA
Psammomys obesus (fat sand rat) is the source of this 501-nucleotide messenger RNA. Its product is annotated as TATA-box binding protein associated factor 11 like protein 2-like. Gene Ontology annotation, biological process: RNA polymerase II preinitiation complex assembly; transcription initiation at RNA polymerase II promoter. Lineage: Eukaryota; Metazoa; Chordata; Mammalia; Rodentia; Muridae. The record is from RefSeq and is a predicted model, not a curated record. Bases 1 to 501 code for a protein of 166 amino acids. Gene Ontology annotation, molecular function: protein heterodimerization activity; transcription coactivator activity. The transcript has a single exon. Gene Ontology annotation, cellular component: transcription factor TFIID complex; nucleus.